Chrysoperla carnea is the source of this 1928-nucleotide messenger RNA. It is a transcript of the gene Hinfp, whose product is annotated as histone H4 transcription factor. Gene Ontology annotation, cellular component: nucleus. The transcript is spliced from 7 exons. Gene Ontology annotation, biological process: regulation of transcription by RNA polymerase II. The record is from RefSeq and is a predicted model, not a curated record. The coding region runs from base 182 to 1771 and encodes 529 amino acids. Lineage: Eukaryota; Metazoa; Arthropoda; Insecta; Neuroptera; Chrysopidae. Gene Ontology annotation, molecular function: RNA polymerase II transcription regulatory region sequence-specific DNA binding; DNA-binding transcription factor activity, RNA polymerase II-specific.
AAACAUUUAAAUUAUUGUUGUAGUGUAGUGGCGUAUUUAUCGAUCGGGUCCUUACUAUACGAUUUGUUAGGCCUAGAUGUCGGCAUUGCAUGUUUGUUUAUUAAUAGAGGCUUUUACAACCUUUUUUUUUGGCAUUUUUGCGCCAAAUGAUUAUUAAAAAUUACGAUUUUACGUAAAAAUAAUGAAAAUUGAAUCGAACAUUUCAGCUGGAACAGAAAUGAAUACCCGACGAAGUGCACGAUGGCUAAGAAAAGAAAAACGUAAUCAAGAACGAGCAACAGGUACUGGAGCUGCUCUAAUUAAAAGAAAAUUGUACAAUCUUGGCUAUAACGAGGACAGUGAUGAAGAUACUGACGUUGCAGAACCUAGGCCGAAAAAGAGAAGGCCACGUCUUUUACUUAAAGAUGAGGAGUUAAAUUUGGAAUGUGAAUGGAAUGAAUGUGAUCAUGUCGACUCAAAUUAUAAAAACUUUAUCAAGCACACAUUCACACAUUUCCAAGAACUUUCAGAUGUAAAAGUAAUUUCAGAAUACAAAUGUGAAUGGGGUUCGUGUACAUUUAAAACGAAUGAACGGCAGCUGUUAGAAAUGCAUCUUAGUCAUCAUCCUUAUCUUACAAAAUUAACACAGAUUGGUAGAAAUAAUAUACAACGAUUUGAUUUACCUGAUUGUCAAAUGAGUGAAGAAAACACAAUUCCAGAUCGUAAAUAUCCAUUUCAAUGUGAUUGGAAAGAUUGCUAUAUUACUUUAUAUCGAAUUCAAGAUUAUUUUUAUCAUGUUGAAUGUCAUGCCUUUGCAACUCCGUCGACAAUUAAAAAAAAUAAUAAGAAAUAUAUAGAAUGUCUUUGGUUAGGUUGCAAAAUUACACCUACUUCACAUUCCGUUUUACAUUCGCAUUUAAGAAGUCAUACACAAGAGAAACUUUUAGCGUGUCCAACUUGUAAAAGCACAUUUUCGACCGUUACAAAAUUUAUGGAUCAUUUAAAAAGGCAGACAGUUGGCGAAACACAAUUUCAAUGUUCACACUGUUAUAAAUUUUUUGCAACCGAAAGUUUACUUCGAAAUCACGUCCGAAUGCACAUUAAUCAUUUUAAAUGUAACUUAUGUGAUAUGACGUGUGUUACACGUUCAGAAUUAUCACAGCAUAUUCGAUAUCGUCACAUUCCAAUUCCAACUAGACCUUUGAAAUGUGAAUUAUGUGAUCAUAGAUGUGUGACAAAAAAAGAUUUAAAUGUACACAUGAUGACACACUGUCCUGAAAAAUUAUUUCAAUGUACUGAUUGCUCAUUUCGCUGUCGAUCUAUGGUUGGAUUAGAUAGGCAUUAUAGUCGCGUUCAUGCCGAUGGUCAAAUUGAUCAAAGGACUUAUGAAUGUCAUUGUUGUGGUGCACAAUAUACUCGAGGUGCAAUUUUAACUAAACAUUUAAUUGACAAACAUAGUUAUCAAUGGCCCUCGGGUCAUUCACGAUUUAGAUAUAAGCAAGAUCCUGAAAAUGGAAUGUAUCGAUUACAAACAGUUCGAUUUGAAACUAUAGAAGCCACCCAAGAAAUAAUCGGAGGUCCUUUAAAUCAACAAUCAAUAAUCGUCGAAAAUUUUGAGCCGAAUUUAAAAUCAGAAGAAAAAUCAAGUAAUUCAUCUUUGAUUGGCCAUGGUAAUUUAGUACCAACAAAAAAUCAUGUUUUAAUUACAAUUUGUGAAGUUGAUAGUAGUGGUAAUACAUUAAAAACAAAAACAGUUGAAUCGAAAGAAUUGCGUAUAGCGAAAAAUGAAUAAAAUAAUGUACCUUUUAAGGUGCUUUAAUUUUCAAACAGUCAAGAGAGACCUUAUUACAGAUAUGAAAUUGUGUAAUAUCUAUCUGACAUUAAGUGUACGUGAUAAUAUUAUUUAAAAAAAAUUUUGAACACGCAGCUAAUUGGAUCAUGACAACAAU